CACAACGCUAUAAAUGCUUCACCCACGUACUACAAAUACAAAUAAUCGCCAACAGAACCUAAACACCUUUUCUGUCGGGUGCAUGGAAUGGACUUUGGGUCUUUGUUUGGAGGACGGACUGAGUUGCAACAGGGACCAAGUCAGCCAAACACUGAUAAUCUUUGAACUAAGCUGCUGCCUCCGACGGCCUGCGGGACUACCCAACGGUCGUCACAGGCCGCAGGUGAUCUUGGGCGUGACCUCAGUGGUCGACAUCCGACCGACCUAGCUGGUUCUGCGAUGCUCCUCCGCCAGACAUGGUCUAGAGUUGCUCUUCAGUGGACGGUGUGGGCGGCGUGGCUGACUUCCUCAGUGCACGCAAUCUCCAGGCAGCAGCAGCAACAGCAAGUGAAUAUUAAGACUAACGGAAGCCACUCGGUCUUGUUCAACACGAACCAUGCAGGCUCUACUACAGUACCUAACAAUGUAAUAAAUGCAACCUUCAUCAAUGGAUCACGCUCUUCAGAUAUAGAAGGUAUAACUGACCGAAGCAAGCCGUCAGGAGUGGUAACUACCAGGGUCACAGCCUUUGAUUCAGUCUCCCUCUUGUCGCCGUCUUCAGCAGGUGUCGAGUACUCUACGGCGUAUGUGGCUGCAAAGCCUGAUGUAGAAGACGGCACAAAACCACUGACGCACACAGCUUUUGUCAUGGUUAAUAAAACAAAACUAUGACAACAGCUCACAGAAAUAUUAAAAAAGAUAGGAAAGUUACAAAAACAAGAGUUCCCAUCUUGUCCCCGGGAAGCUCCCCCACCUCCAAUGGUGUAUCACAGGGCAUGUUCCUUACCACUGCCUUGAAGCUCAUAUUGACUUUCGUAGAAGCAGUAUUUCCACUUGUCCAAAUGACAUACUUGUUACCCAAAUGUGCCACAAAGAUCAGGGACAUCCUUGACACUGUCCUUGAACCUCAAGCUAUCAGAUACAUUUUUGGCACCACUGGAGUGUUUCAGCUCAUUAUUAAUGUUCUGGGAUUAUAAAUGUACUUGGUGGAACAAAUUGCUUCAUAAAAAGUAUUAAUAUACCAUCAGUUAUAUAGCUUAGAAAUCUAUGUAGCUGUAAACGCUUCAACGUUUAACUUAUAUUGGUAUACAUUACAGCGAAAAUCUGUGAUCCUUCAUGUUCCAUUAUUUUCUUUAGUGUACGUGGGCCUUAUUGAAGAAACGAUGUAUGUUCCUCAUUGAAUGAAAAUCGGAGUACAAUAAGGAUUGUGGGCUUGACAUUUGGGAAAAAAAUCCAUUUUUUUUUUUACUCCAAUGGAUAUAUCAAUAUCAGUGUAAAUCUAUCCCAAAAUCAUAAACGGCACACAUUUAAAAAAUAAAUCCUGAAAGAUCAUUGUAUAUUUUUUGCAUGCCUGGCAUGCCGUACCAAUGUGUAAAAUAAAUCUUCCCAAGUUCA
Procambarus clarkii (red swamp crayfish) is the source of this 1434-nucleotide messenger RNA. RefSeq lists its product as uncharacterized. NCBI's taxonomy places the organism in Eukaryota, Metazoa, Arthropoda, Malacostraca, Decapoda, Cambaridae. The record is from RefSeq and is a predicted model, not a curated record.